This is a messenger RNA of Pyrenophora tritici-repentis Pt-1C-BFP, 4770 nucleotides long. Its product is annotated as Vps8 multi-domain protein. Gene Ontology annotation, cellular component: late endosome; HOPS complex. The record is from RefSeq and is a predicted model, not a curated record. Lineage: Eukaryota; Fungi; Ascomycota; Dothideomycetes; Pleosporales; Pleosporaceae. Gene Ontology annotation, biological process: protein targeting to vacuole; endosomal vesicle fusion.
AUGAGCUCAGAUUCGGGAGAGAGCCACUCUAGCGCUCACAAUGAUCACGGAGAUGAGAUAGAUGUCGCACAAGGCGAUGAGCUUCAUUCGAUAGACGAGAAUCCGAUAGUCGAAGCGCCAGAGGGCUUGACAUUUGCCAGGACCAAAAGUAUCCCGCAAGAAGAUGCGCCCGGGUCCCCGUCAGAAUUAUCUCUAAGACCAAAGGCCGAGCGAGCAGAGAGCCAUGCUUCGACAGACAUUCCCGAUGAUACCCCAUCAAUACAGGGUUCAGCCAUUUCCUCCCCCACGAGCAGCGUACCUGUCUCGCAUAGCUCCCUCAGACCACACCGUCCAGCAUCGUUACAACCCUUCGAGCGCCGCUUCUCCUCGCGCCUAUCACCCUCUCCACUAGCAUCCCCUCGAGGACACUCACCAGCCUUCCUUUCCCCGCGCUCGCGACAAUCUUCUGUGUCAAGUCACUUGGUAUUCCAUCAAUUAUCAGACGAUGGUUCUGAGCCUCCCCAAGCGCCAUGGGAAGUGGUGCGGUGGACUAAGCUGAAGAAGAUUACCGGCCAGGUCUUCUCAGAAGUCGGCAAGCGCAAUUUUGGCCGGCCGACUUGUCUCAACGUCACUGUCUCACUGUCCAUUGGAACCUCAAAGGGCUUCAUCCUCGUCUUCGACUACCAGCAGGUACUAAAGUCUAUCAUUGGACCCGGAACUAAGGCGGUCGAGUGCGGGCCCAUCACUUCGCUAGCCAUAUCUGCAGAUCACACUACCAUAGCUGGCGGCCAUGCGACAGGUCACAUUUUUACCUGGGAGUUGGCGAAGCCGGCCAAGCCCUUUCUCCACAUCCCGCCGCUGGACAGAGCAGCGCUAGAGGACAACAAGUCGGACGGUCACGUGUCAGGCGUCGGAAUCAUGCAUCUGGGUUUCCUGGGAACGCGCCACACGGCACUCGUAUCUGCUGAUGAUGCAGGAAUGGCCUUUUCUCACCUUGCCACUCGCGGUCUAGGAGCCAUUGCGCGAACGGUCAAGACCAAUCGCAUCUUGGGCAGGUAUCCGCUGCCGGUCAAGUCCAUGGAGAAACCGAGAAAGCCAAGUUCUGUGCUCGCAUUCGCUGCAUUGCCUCUAGGAAAUGUGGAACAGCCUACCGAUGGUAUGGGACUGACUGCCCUCUUGACACCAUACCUGCUGGUCGUCGUAUCAACUACACCGGUCGCUCAGACACAACACAAGGCACCACGCCCAAAGGACGUGGUUGCUCACAGCGCGCUAAGCGGAUGUCUGGCUUGGUUUCCAGCAGUCAAGUUGAAGAGUCCGUCUAGUGACGCUGGGUCUGCAGUUUCCAAGACGAAGCUGGUAUACUGCUGGUCCAAUGUCCUCACUAUACUAGACAUUGAUUACGUAGAUGCGCCGCCGGCGGAGAAAGAGAAACCCACCGAGUUGCACUUUAAACCACGAAGUCGGUGGAAAGCGGAAGAGGCUAUAGUCGCGGUACAGUGGCUCAGUAGGUCUGUGCUUGGUGUCCUAACCAUUAGCCAACGCCUGAUGAUUCUCGAGGACAAUACGCUACGCGUGACCGACUCGUUUGACUUGCUGCAGAAACACAUCUACCACGCAGACUUGUUCUCGCGACAGCUCAAACCUGUCGUCGAGCAGUUGAACGAGGAUGACUCAUCCAUGCAUGGCGUUGUGGCCGACGCAUUCUACAUGAGUUUUCGAGCCUACAAAGGACGUAUGUUCUUGCUCGGCUUCAAUGACUGCUCCAUUGGUACCCUUUCGAACUGGGCAGAUCGGUUGCUGGCAUUGAUGGAAGAUGGUGACUACAUAGCCGCUCUUGGUCUUGCCACUUCCUACUAUCUUGGUAACGCAGACAAGCUCACCGUCGGAUUACCUGACAACGAUGCAGCACGACAUGCGCUUGUACAGCCUAAACUCUUAGAGAUGAUAACGGCGUCGCUCAAAUACGCCUUCGCGCGUCAUGAGGACGACGAUGAGGCCAGAGAGCAGCGACUGAAAGAACUCGCCGAGGUAGUCUUUACGGGACUACUUAGCAUGGGCGAGCAUGACGUCUUGUUCGGAGAAACAUACGAUGCAUUCGAGGAAGCGUCUGCGGAGAAGGCCUUCUUCGAAACACUUGAGCCCUACAUCCAAGAAGACCAGAUCACAGCCGUACCACCCAAUGUCCUCAAAGACCUCAUUACAUUUUACGCCUCAGCAAACCGAUCUACUCGGCUUGAAGAGAUGAUCUGCCGACUUAGCACAGAUACCAUGGAUCUCAAUCAGGUCACGAUGCUCUGUCAGCAGUACGUUCUCUACGAUGCGCUGAUAUACGUCUGGACACGAGCCAUUGGGGACUACAUCACACCACUUACCAAUAUCCUGGAACUGAUCAAGCUCGUCGACUUUGAAGUGGACGAGUCGGAAAACAUUUACCUCUCUGCAGCGAAGAAAAUCUUUCCGUAUCUUGCAUAUACCUUCACUGGACGGGUAUAUCCCGGAGGUACCUUCAUGGACGACGAACAAGCUUAUAAUGCCAAGAAAGACAUGUAUCGCUUCUUGUUUUCCGGCAAGAACCUCCAGUGGCCACCAGGCUCGGGCGAAGUCAUUACCACUCAGUCAGAUGGGAGUCCUGAGCCACCGUUUCCGUAUCUACAACUAGUCUUGGAGUUUGAUGCUGCAAGUUUCAUGAGUAUGCUCAACGAGGCAUUCGAAGAUAGCUUCUUGAACGGUGAAGAGGCCGCGGUGAAUGGGACGCAAGUCAACGGCGCCUCACAUGGAUCUGCACUCACACCGACACGACAGUCCAUCAUCAACUACCUCUUUGGCAUCAUGAACACUGACAACUUUGAACCGGAAGAUAUCAUUUACUUUUACAUGUUUGUAGCGCGGAACUUGCCCAAGUACCCGCAGCACAUCAUGCUUCCCGGAACUUCGUUGCACCAAAUCCUGAUAGGACUCUGCAACUAUCCCACAGAAGCCAUCAAGGAAGACUGUCAGCUCUCUGUUGAGUACCUCCUCUCCAUAUACCAUCCACCGAACCCACAAAAUCUCGUCCCGAUGUUUGAGAAAGCUGGAUUCCAUCGCGUGCUCAAGGCUGUUUAUCGGGGCGCACAUCAAUACGCUAGACUCCUUGAGACGUAUCUGGACGACGAAGAUGAUGAGGAUGCAGUGUUUGAGUGUAUUGCUCAGAUACUACGGCCUAGCCAAGGUCUUAUCAAGAAGCAGGUUAAUGAGGUCAAGGUAGUCAUUGUCAACAGAGCUCGCGACAUUGCCGCGGUGGACGCUUCGCAAACUGCCAAAACACUCAAGCAACAUGCGCCAGACCUCCUAAAGCCAGUCUUGGAUGCUAUACAGGAUGACGCUGAUGCUCAAUAUCACUACCUGGAGGCUCUCAUCGAACCAGAGCAAGCCCAGUCUGACGCGACGACACCCAUCGACGAGAGCCUCCCGCCUGGUUUCAUCGAAAGAUAUGUACAACUUAUGUGCACCUACAACAGCGCACAUGUAGCCGAUUUCGUCAGCCUGCUGAAGUCCGGUGACCUUCGGUUAGACCCCGUGUUGCCAGCGCUGGAGAAGAGCGGUGUCGUGGACGCAGCUGUUAUACUCAUGGCCCGCGAUGGACUCGUGCAAGGCGCCAUGGAUCGCUUGGUGAAGCAUUUGGGCACACUUGAGACUGCUCUGACUGGCCUCAUUGGCGCUGCAGCGGAAACACCCGACGUGCGCAACACGGAGGAAGCGGUUCACGAUCUUCUUGAAGACAUAGAAAAGUACAUCAAGGUGGGCAUAUGGUUAUGCCAAGGGCAGACACGCUCAAGAGAACGCGUACCAGAAUCGACAAUCGACAGGCGGAAGUCGGCCUAUGGUGAAGUCCGAGAGGAAGAUCUCGCGCUAGACGAGCUGCUCUGGCUUGAACUCGUCGACACAUCCGUGCGCCUUAUCAGAGAUACAUCGAGCGCCGUAGCCGCCCACGACAGCCUCGUCUCAUCCUCGAACAUCAACCAGGCCGACACCGUAGACACAGCACGCAUCGUAUCCAGCCUCCGAUCCUCAAUCCAACAGACCUUCUCCGCCCUCCUCACAUCCACCACCAUCCCCCCAACAAAAAAACCAACCCACCACCGCACCUCGACGUCCGACAACCCCACCGCCGCCCUCCCACCUCUCCGCCACCCACAACAGCAACCACACUCCAACCCCUCCUUCCUGCGCAUCCUCCGCUGUUUCCUAACCCGCGCCACACACACCUACUCACCCUCGCUCUCAGACCUCCGCUCCGUCCUCUCCGAAAUCUUCGCCGCCUACACAUUCGAAGAAACCAUUCUCAGCCUCGCCAACCGCUUCCUCGACAAGGAGUCCUUCGCCCACGUCCACGACAUCACAGAGUUGCGCAAGCGCGGGUGGCGGCCCCGCGGCCAGGUUUGCGAGGCGUGUAAGAAGAGGGCGUGGGGACCAGGUGCUGGCGCAGGCGUGUGGGAGACGUGGGAAAAACGCGAGGAGGGGCGUAGGAAGAGUAGGGAGGAUGGUGCGGGUGAUGAGGCUGUUGGUGGGAAGUGGAAGGGGAAGAGGCCUAGUCAGGCGGAUGUUUUGGAGGAUGGCAAGGUGGAGGAGUUGAGGGGGGAGGCGCUAGUGUUGUUUGCUUGUAGGCAUUUGUGGCAUAGACGGUGUUUGGAGGAGAGGCUUGGUGGUGGUGAUGGGGCGGGAGCGAGCGGUGACAGGGAUUGUUGGGAUUUUCGAUGGUACCCUUCGUCGAUCAUGACCUUGGUACCCAUCUUUGGUGGACCAAAUUGA